This is a messenger RNA of Phytophthora sojae, 2384 nucleotides long. RefSeq lists its product as hypothetical. NCBI's taxonomy places the organism in Eukaryota, Oomycota, Peronosporomycetes, Peronosporales, Peronosporaceae. The coding region runs from base 1 to 2334 and encodes 777 amino acids. The transcript has 9 exons. The record is from RefSeq and is a predicted model, not a curated record.
AUGCUGGCCCAUAUCAAUCAAGCACACUUCAAGCGCAUCAUGGCCGCGAUGGAUCUGGACCACCGACUGUCGGACACGAGCCGUGCGACGAAGGAAGCUGAGCCCGAGUCUGAGCUGAGUCCGGAAGCUGAGAGAAGCUACGCGGAGUCUGCGCUGAGCCUCGAGUGUGAUGAUCGGAGUUCCCGCUCAAGCCGAGAAGCUGAGCGGAGCCAGGUGGAGUCUGAGCUCAACCUCCCUAGUAGUUAUGGAGCCGUCGCCCAAGAUGCCGAGCUGACUGAAGUGCCGGGUGAAGAGUCGCUGGACCUAAGUCCAGACAGUGGUACUGACGACGAAGUGGGUGGUACCGGCGAGUACACUCAUGCGGUGUAUCAGCCAGGAAUCAGCCUACAUUGGGUGCGACUGCUCAAGAUCGCGGACACUUCAAGCGGAUCCCAACGGCCUCCAGCGGCUCCAAGACGACACGUGCCGACGUGGAGCCGCAACAUUGGCCAAGACCAAAGGUUUCGGGCGGAUCGUCAAGGGCGCCCGGGAUACGACUUUGGACGAGUCAUGGCGACUGCUGCUGAUUCGAAGGAAACGAAGACUGGAGGUGAGAAGAGCGAGGCUUCGCUUCGGCGAAGUUUGAGAGUGGCUGGAUUGCCAGCCGAGGUGGUGCCGACGGAUGCUGAAGGGGAACCUGCGCCGUCAGGUGAGGCUGCGUCAAGUGCUGAGCCGGAAGUACCACCAACGACGGAAACGGCCGUGCCGCCGCCGAUUUCGCCUGCGAGGAAGAAGUCUGAGGAGGAACAAGGUGGUGGAGCGAGUGCUCAGUCAAGCGCUCGUGUUGGUGAGAGUCCAAGCCUGAGAGAGCCUGCUGUGAGUCGAGAGUUGACGCCGCGCAGGACUUCUGAGGCCACGACUACAACUUCUCAGCCGCAAGGUGCUAACCCAGAGCCAACUGCUGCGAAUCUCCGCAGUGGCCAAGCCGAGGGUGGCGCACUCAGCGUGCUGGGAAGUCGAGAGAUGCAGCUGCGAGCUCAAGGUGCUGCUGGGACUGGGACGGGCCCGGUCCAGUUCAGCUUUACUCCGGGAGCUGGAUACUUCGGAGCGCUGAGAGGAGUCCCCGAAGGAGUGGAAGCUGACAGCCGCGCCCUGGCCCAGCUGGCUGAGCUGUCGGAGGUCGAGAUGCUCGCGUACGGCCGGACCCAGUUCGAGAUGUGGAUGUCUGUGCCCGCUGGAGUCGCGCACCCAGUGGAUGUGGCCUAUUCGCCACGUCAUGGAGGCUACGAUCUCUGGGGUUUCAUCCGAGCGGCGGGAGCUACGGCCAGACAUCUGAUGUCUGUGACUCGGUCGCCUGCUGCGAGAUGGCUGAACGUGUUCCAUGCUGAGCGUCGACGGAUCCCUGUUGUCUCUGACCUGAAAGCAGUGCGUGUGGCGCUGAGACAGAUGCCGCCCAUUGCAUGCGUCGCUCUGUUGCAGACGAUGCUGCAUAAUGCUGACUAUGAGUUCCUGAACCAAGUCCCAGUAUGGUACACGCUGUCUGAAGUUGUUGGAGUCCCGGACUCGCAGAUCCGUUUUGAGAUCGAGCGCAUCGCCCGAUUCAUCGGAGCUGAGCUCAGUGUGACGAGUGCUCGCUCUCAGACGCCCGCGUGCAGGAUGCGCGUGUCCAGCCCGAAGGAUAUGCCGGCCAAGGAAGCGCCCAUCCACGUAGGCGGCCAAGAACACCACCGCCUAGGAAAUGACCCCGCUGGUGCUCCACGCAGCCAGCAAGCUGCGCGCGUUGCUGUCGUGACCGUUGAGAAGGUGCUGCUCUCACAGAGCACGUCCCAGCCUACGCUGCUGGCCAAGACCAACGCUUACGCACAGGCGGGUACUGCUGUCGACCAUGCGGCUGUCAAGACGGACGAAGGCUACAGAACUGGUCCCCGGGGAGGGGAGAUACCGCUGAAGACACUGAUGCAGGCCCCACCGCCCGACCGUGCAUGCAGAGGUGUUAGCGCAUGCUGGACGAAGCUAGCGCCGACCCUUUGGAGUCUUUGGUGCGGCCACGUCGUGCUCUGGGACCCGCGCAUGGCGGAGUUUGUGGGCGUCGAGGACGGCGCGUUACACAAGCGGCAGGUCGAUAAGUCGCUUGAGAACAGACAGCCCAAGCUGCCAGAUGUGGAGGUGGGCAUCCCGCCGCGGAAUACCCAGGGCAGCAAUGUGCAGACGGUGGCCAACAUGAAGUCGCCGCUUGCCAAAGACGACACAUGCUCGGGUCAGGUGGUCCAUCAAGCAGAACGGUACGCCACUGUAAUGAAGCCAAAGCACCCACGGCAAGGAGGCAAUUGUUUAGAUGCAGCACUCAAUAUGUAGUUGCAAGCAUGUCAAAUGUGAUAAGGUAAUCUAAGGCUGAUGAACGCUGA